AUGGCCAAUGUUGACGAGAUCGAUGACUUCUUUCAAAGUCCUAUCGAACGACAAUCAUCCAAUCUGUUCGGGGAAGUAGAACAAGACACUUUCAACAAAACAGAUAGCAAGAAGGGCAAGAUUAUUCAUCGGACAGAAAAUCAUAAGCGAGAUGAGUCUUCUCAUUGUCUUAAUUGUGACGCAGAGAUUAAUAUUUCUGUCUUUGCAUUUUGUCCAUUCUGCGGAACUAAUAUUGUAUCGUCUAAAGAUGAAUCAUCACUUGAUUACGAUGAUGCGGGUGAGGAAAAUGAUAUAAGUGAUAGGGACGAAGAGGAUGAUACUCCCUCAACGGUCGAUAAGGUUGCCUUUCGCAUGGCUCAUGAUGCCAUCCCAGACACUUCUAAGUUGAGGUUGAGCACGGGCAAAAUAGUGGAGGACGUACUCUUUGAAUUUGCGAAAGACAUGGACUAUGAACAUCAUGCUCAUUCCUACAUCGUGGAUUACGAUGAUGAGGAGAUUAAAGCACUAUUCACUGAUGUAGAGUGGGAAGAAUUGACGAAAGACCGAAUUGGUAUUCCGUCUAUUUCACUCGAUAUUGCGGAAGAACUGGCAAAAUAUGAUAAGAAUACUUUGGAAGACUUACGUACAGCCGUAAUGACAUCAUAUUUUAAAGAUGGCGAAAAAUAUGACGCCCAUAAACAUCACGAUCAAGAAUGGAUCCAAUUGGCCACACGAAUACUUGUAGAUCUGUAUGAAAAUAUAGAUUCCCCUCUAACAAGAACACAAUACGAAAAUGGGUUCACGGUUGCACUAUUUGGAAUGUGUAUCGAUUUCUUUAUUAGAGACCAUCAAUUGGGAACCGACAUUAAAAG
This is a messenger RNA of Acaulospora colombiana, 851 nucleotides long. NCBI's taxonomy places the organism in Eukaryota, Fungi, Glomeromycota, Glomeromycetes, Diversisporales, Acaulosporaceae. The record is from the annotation of a GenBank genome assembly.